AUGAGCUGCCAAACAAUCCAAGCAACCGUUCAAAUUAUCACACCAGUGGCAGGGACACAACUGAGUGACCAGGAGAUCAGCGAGGCAGCAAGCGCCUUGUCAGGGUACAGCACCGCCCAUAGAAACUUCACUGCCGGGGAUUACUUUGAUAUCCCAGCGGCACCGAGUGGUGUGUCAAGUGAAUGGCCACUCCUCAUGCGGUCUCCUUUGGCCUGGACUCCAACUUCAAUAGCAGAAUAUGGGAACUUCAUCUUCUGCCUCAGUCAGGGUCAGAAGGAGGAGGUAACGCAAGCUUUGAACUUCUUCAAGGGUCUUCACCUUGAUGCUCGGUAUAUUAACCCAAAAACCUUCCCACUCCCGUCACUAGCAACCCGUCUCCGAGGUGUCAGCCAUGACCUAUACUAUGGAAAGGGAUUCGUGAUCAUACGUGGACUCGACCCCAACGAGUUCUCGAAGGAAGACAACGCUCUCGUGUUCUUGGGCAUCUCUAGCCACAUCGCUCCGCAGCAUGGUGCGCAGACUAAACAAGGUCAUAUGAUGGUCCACGUUGUCAACGCGGACUCUACCAUCGCGCCGCUUGAAUCCCGGCAAUCCUUAUACACGAAUCUGGCCCAGCCAUUCCACUCCGAUGUCUUCAGCGAGAUUCUUGCCCUACAGACGAUGGGGUGUUCUGUUGAGGGUGGCGAUAGCCUAGUCGUAUCAUCCUGGGCCAUCUACAACGAGCUUGCUUCUACAAGGCCGGAUGUGAUCCGUACCCUCGCCGCGGCUGAUUGGCCAUUUGACACGUAUGGCCAAGAUCCCCCUUACUACCAACGACCGCUGCUCUUCUACCAAGACAAUCGCAUCAUACUCAACUUCUCAAGGCGCCUCCUGGUUGGAUCUGACGCCUUCCCUCGCUCAGCUGGCAUCCCGAGCCUAUCGCUAGUCCAGUCUGAGGCCUUGGAAGCAGUGAACACUGCAGCUGAGAAGAACCAGGUCAGAAUCAAGAUGGAGGCCGGUGAUUUGCGGUUCAUCAACAACCUCGCAAUGCUUCACGCACGAGACUCCUUCGAAAACGAUGACAAAUGCCAGCGUCACUUGGUACGACUAUGGCUUCGUGAUCCAGAGAACUCAUGGCGCAUUCCUCUCCCGCUGCAUGACGACUGGGCCCGGGUUUAUGGGAAUCAGGUGACGAUGGAGGGGAAGUGGCCAGUCGGUCUGCAUUUGACACGGGAACAAGUCGUGGAUAGGCAAGCCUCUUGUGGCCAAGGCUAA
Molecule: messenger RNA, 1254 nt
Organism: Anthostomella pinea
Lineage: Eukaryota; Fungi; Ascomycota; Sordariomycetes; Xylariales; Xylariaceae
Source: the annotation of a GenBank genome assembly